AUGUCAAAAAUUGAUAAUGACGUACUUUUAAUAAUUUUUGAUGAAUUAAAAAAUGAUAAUGGAACACUUUUCACCUGUGCUUUAGUUAAUAGACAAUGGUGUAAAAUGGCGAUUCCAAUUUUAUGGAAGGAUCCAAUUAAAAAUCAACAAUUUAAUGAACAAUUACUUGAUAUUAUUAAAUAUUCAUUACCUUAUGAAUCCAAAAAAUUAUUAUUAAGUCAUGGAAUUGAUAUCACAUCAAAUUUACAAUUAAGAAAAAAACCAUUAUUUGAUUAUAUCAAAUAUUGUAAAUAUUUGAGAUUUAAUAAAAUUAAUGAAUAUGCUAAUUUAAUGACAAAAUCUAUUAAAGAAACUGAUUACUUUUUAAUAAAAAGAGAAAUCUUUAAAUUUUAUAUAAGCAAAUGUUCAUCAAUCAAAUUUUUGGAUUUAAACUUUACGGAAAGAUAUUAUCAAUUAUCACAUGAUGAUCUUAUGAAAUAUCAAUUAUUGAAAUUUCCUGGUUCAAUUAAUUGUUUCUCUGAACUUAUGGAAUUACAUUGUGAUUCAAAUAUUGAUUCAUCAAUUUUUUAUGGAUUUGCAGAAAUUUGUAAAUUUAUUCAAAAGAUUUAUAUAUAUCAAUUAUAUGAUAAUCCUGGAUUAAUUGAAUUAAUCAAGGUUCAAAAAAAUUUGAAAAAAUUCAAAUAUACUGCAAGUAAAUUUAUUAAAUAUAAGAUAAAUGAAUUUACUGGUAUUGGUAAAGCUUUAGAAAAUAAUUCUGAAACUCUCCUUCAUUUUAAAGCUUUAGAUGAUUUAUAUGGUAAUUGUUUUAUUCCAGGGGUUUUUUCAAAAUUUAAAAAUUUAGAAAAAUUAAUCUUAUUUAGAUUAUGUUAUUGUUUUCAACAAUAUGAAUUUGAAGAACAAUUAUCUUUUACUUCAUUUCCUAAACUUAAAGUUAUUCAUAUUCAAGAUGCAUCAAUUUAUACUGUUAAAAAAAUUAUUGAAAAAACUGAUGGAAAUCUUAUUAAGAUUGCAAUUUAUGAUAUUGAAUAUAAGAAAGAUUAUGAUAAUAAACCUUUUCAAGAUCUUAUUCAAUCAAUUUAUAAAAAUUGUCCAAAUUUAAAAUUUCUUAGAUUAGAAAUUAAAGAUGAAAUUUUGGAAGAUUUUGAAAAAUUAUUAAUUACUUGUAAUCAAUUAGAAGGUUUAGUUAUAGAAUCUUGUCGUUGGAAAAUGUAUAAUAAUUAUAAUAUUAAGAAUUUAUUAUUAUUAUUGGCUAAAUCUUCUCCAAUUAAUUUAUUUAAAUUUAAAUUUUAUUAUUAUUGGGAUUUUGAUCAAAUUUCUUUAAAUUUAUUUUUUGAAAAUUGGAGAGGAAGAACACCAUUAAAAUUUUAUAUGGUUGAUACGGAUAAAUUUUUAUCGAUAUUCGAAAAUUAUAAAAAUGAAGGUAUUAUUGAAAGAUAUGAAGAUAUUGAAGAUAUUUAUUUUAAAUGUUUCGAAUGGUAA
Molecule: messenger RNA, 1479 nt
Organism: Rhizophagus irregularis DAOM 181602=DAOM 197198
Lineage: Eukaryota; Fungi; Glomeromycota; Glomeromycetes; Glomerales; Glomeraceae
Source: RefSeq, a predicted model, not a curated record